AUGCCAAAAAGUUGUUGUGUUGUUGGUUGCACUAACAAUAUUAAAAAAAAUCAAGAACUUAAGUUUUAUAGUCUUCCUCGAGAUGAAAUACUUCGAAGAAAGUGGCUAAAUGUGAUAAAUCGUGCUGCAGAUAAUAGUGCAUGUAGGAAGCAGUGGUCUCCUGAAUUUUCUAAUGUUUAUGUUUGUUCGGCACAUUUUAUGACUGGAAAAAGAGAACUUUUUGAAAAACAUCCAGACUCAAUUCCUUUAAUCUUCGAUACUGAAAAACUAGGUUCCCCUCAAAGAAAAAUUAAUAAUAAUAGAAUUAUUAGAGUCAAUAGAAGAAUAAGUAGACAAAAAAUCAAUGAUUCUGCAUAUACAGAGAGUAUUUUAGAACAAUGUUCUUGCAAGAGUUUUGAGAAACAAGAUCUUUUAAAACAAAGCUCAAGCAAAAGUUUUAGCGAAGAGUUUUGGUUUUCUACACCUAAUGAAGAAACAAGUGUUCUUAAUGACACCGAUUGUCAGUUAAAGCAAAAUUCCACUGAGAGUUUUUUUAAUUUGUAUUCAGAUAUUGAUGGCAUAAGACCUGUAACAACAUCGGAGAGACAACAACUCUAUAGUGAAAUAAAUAAUCUUCGUUUAGAAAGAGAUUUAUUUAUGUCAAAGUUUAUGUCCUUAAAAUUUGAUAAUUGCAACCUGGGAAUAAAUAAAAUUCGAUCACAACCUGAUAAAUGCACUAUGGUUACAGGUUUAAGUCUACCAGUAUUAGAAAAGCUGCUGUGUUUCCUGUGCAAAGGAACUGAUGAAAGUUUACUUAAAAGAUUGGAUUCAGCAGAUCAAAUUGUAUUCUGCUUAGUAAAGUUAAGGCACAACAUUAACUUUGAUAUGUUAUCGUAUAUGUUUGGUUUUAAAAAAACUACUGCAUUGAACAAUUUUUGGAAAUGGAUAGAUAUUAUGUAUAUUAAUUUAAAGUUUUUAAUGAAAAUGCAAGAUGGGGAUCAUAUUUACGACACAAUUCCUCCAGUUUUCAAGUGCAAAUUUCCACGAUUAACAUCGAUUAUUGAUUGUUUUGAGGUUUUUGUGGAAUCGACAUCAUCCCUUAUGGCAAGAUCACAAUUUUACAGCCAAUAUAAAAAGAAUUGCACAAUAAAAUGUCUUAUAUCGUGUACACCUCUUGGAGCUAUCAAUUUUAUUUCUAAGUGCUAUGGAGGUAGAGCUUCAGAUAAUCAAAUUGUCCGUGAAUCAGAAUUCGCAUCUAGCAAGUACCAUAUGCCAGGUGAUCAAAUUUGAGCAGAUAGAGGUUUUACAUUGCAAGAUGAUUUUGCUGCUGGAAGCUGCUCUUUAUUGAUAAACCCAGCUUUUACGAAAGGUAAAGCUCAACUUUCUGCUUCAGAUGUAGAAAAAUCUCGUAAUAUAUCAUCGGUUAGAAUACAUAUUGAAAGAGUUAUUGGACUAUUAAAAAACCGCUAUACAAUUCUUCAAGGUACUUUGCCGCUGCGAACAGUUAAAAACAUUUCUGACGAAGCUACGUCACUUACUCUUUCUAAUUGUGACAAAAUAGUAACCGUAUGCGCUGCUCUAACAAACCUUGGGGAAGGUAUUGUUUACGAUAAAACUCACCUUUUAUCUUAGUUAUUUUUUAAACGGCUAUUUUCAUAGCCACAAAUCAUAUUAAAAGUAUUACUUGGUAUAGAUAAUUCUUUACAAGAGAUUAGUGGUUUUAUUAUUGGUAACAAAAAAUACAUA
Molecule: messenger RNA, 1725 nt
Organism: Hydra vulgaris (swiftwater hydra)
Lineage: Eukaryota; Metazoa; Cnidaria; Hydrozoa; Anthoathecata; Hydridae
Source: RefSeq, a predicted model, not a curated record